AUGCCUGAGGCUGCGAUUAUUGACAUCAUGGCGGCGGACUGGCUCAGCGUGGUACAGUCUCUAAGCCUGUCUAAACCGUGCGGCGAUGCUGACCACGUCAUUUGCUGGUAUGCUGCCCCGGCCCGACUGAGCCAACCAAGGGAGGCAGAGUGUAUUGCACAGAACGAUGCUCAGAGCGGGGCGCCUGAUAAGAUGUAG
Molecule: messenger RNA, 198 nt
Organism: Parastagonospora nodorum SN15
Lineage: Eukaryota; Fungi; Ascomycota; Dothideomycetes; Pleosporales; Phaeosphaeriaceae
Exons: 2
Coding region: 1-198 (65 amino acids)
Source: RefSeq, a predicted model, not a curated record